Molecule: messenger RNA, 1184 nt
Organism: Zeugodacus cucurbitae (melon fly)
Lineage: Eukaryota; Metazoa; Arthropoda; Insecta; Diptera; Tephritidae
Product: serine protease easter
Exons: 3
Coding region: 103-1068 (321 amino acids)
Biological process (GO): proteolysis
Molecular function (GO): serine-type endopeptidase activity
Source: RefSeq, a predicted model, not a curated record
AGUGAGGGGUCGUUACAUAGUUCUAUUAGUUUUCGAUCGUUUCUAUUCAAAAGUGGACUAAAUAAGUUGAAUAUAUAAUAAUUUUCUCGUCAAAACCCAUUAAUGGAUAUUGAAAAAAUCAUUGUUUUCUUUAUAUAUUGCGGAUUUUCGGCUAUUGAAAGCUUUAAGUGGAUCUCUUUAGAUGAUUCCAAGUCAUUGAGAAGCACCUUACCAAAGGCCGGAGAAUGUGGAAAAAUUCCAUUAAGUUCGCGUAUUUUCGGUGGGAGUGAGACACUUAUUGAUGAAUUUCCCUGGACCGCAAUGCUUGUGUAUGAAAACAGAGACCUUGUCAAAAGCACAUAUUGCGGCGGCUCGCUUAUUAAUACAUUUUUUGUACUAACGGCAGCGAGUUGUGUCGACGACAAUCUAAACAGAGAAAUGGGUUGGCUUUUCAAGGAAGUUCGUCUGGGUGAAUGGGAUAUAAGUACCCCGGAUGAUUGUGAACCCAACGGUAAACGUGCGGCAUUUUGCGCACCACCGCCCAUCACUAGAACAUUGGCUAACAAAUUUGUCCAUCCAGAAUUCGAUAUAAAAAAGCAAUCCAAUAAUAUAGCGCUCUUACAGCUAAUGGAUCGUGUUGAGUAUACGGAUUUUAUUAGCCCCAUCUGCCUGCCAUUGGAAAAGGGUCAGGACUUAUUAGGUUACGCCGAUGCCACGGCUGAAGUUACCGGUUGGGGUAAGACCCAAAAAGCAGCAAGUAGUCCAGUUAAAUUGAAGGCAAAUGUAGAAAUACGCAAGCUUGUUGAAUGUGUGGAUCAAAUGAUAAGAGCGGGUGUGGAAAACAGCAUUACCUAUUCAUCGAAUCAGCAGGCUUGUGCAAUGGGCGCUGACACAAAUGCCUGUAAAGGUGAUACCGGUGGACCGCUGAUGAUUCGUGACACGCAAAAUGGAAAAGAAGCAUAUUAUUUGAUUGGCAUAGUAUCGUUUGGCUUCGAUACGAAGACUUGUAAGACGAAGGGCAAUCCGAGUAUUUUUACACGCGUUGCACCGUAUCUACAUUGGAUUAAAGAGACCAUCUCGAGUACGUAAUACCCAACAAAGUACACGAAUGUUUUAACAAAUAUUUAGCAAACAAAAUUAUCAAAAUUAUUAAUAAUUGCCUUUUUGUAAAUCUUGAAAAUAAAAAGCUAUAUUCUAUAAAAUAA